CUUCUGUAUUCACAAUGUGUAAUGCUAGUUAGAUUUUACAAAAUUGUCAAAGUGUCCCCAAAAAUUUCAAUAUUUCGAUUGUCCCAAAACAAGCCAAUGCUGAUGAUGAUGCUGAUGCAAUCGCAAGAGGAGGAAGUGCAGCCCGACGAGGAUAUGGACUCGAAUGUGCCAACAAUUACGAUGCCGCCAGCCGAUCUCGAUAUAGCAGAUCCGCUCUCCCAGGAACAGCCAGAGACAACCAUCGAGAUCAUGGAGAUCGCCGAUGAUUCCGAUGUGGACGUCGCUGCCGCAGAUGAACUCAUUACCAUGGACGUGGUCGAUGAAUGUGAGCUCAUUGAGUAUCAAGAGGAAGACGACAUGAUGAUGGAAAUGGAUAACAACCACAGUUGCAGCAGGUGCCAGGACUAAGGCGCCGCCUGGCUCAGGCAACUGACACCCGUUUUUCAUCCAUUUGGAAUGAAUUUCUGUGAAACAACGAUUUUGUGUAUAUUUACGAAUUAACUAUAUUAAACUGAUCCCGUGCGAAGUUGCUUCCAUCGAUCAAUCGAGCUUGACAGUGGUCCUAGGCUUCGGA
Messenger RNA from Drosophila hydei, 574 nucleotides. RefSeq lists its product as uncharacterized. The coding region runs from base 22 to 408 and encodes 128 amino acids. Lineage: Eukaryota; Metazoa; Arthropoda; Insecta; Diptera; Drosophilidae. The transcript is spliced from 2 exons. The record is from RefSeq and is a predicted model, not a curated record.